GUUUGGGGAAGAGAAAGUUCACAGAGGAUGUGAAAGUCAUGUUUUGGAAUAUUUGCAAAAAUGCCAUAUUGAGGAGGAAGCCAGCUGGCUUUCUGACCAGGACACGUGAAGGAAUUCCACCUCAACAUUAGCAAAAACUUCCUGAUGGUAAGAGCUGUUUAACAGUGGGCUCCACUGCCUUGGAGUGCUUUGGGUUUGUUUGUUUUUUUUAACAGAGGCUAGAUGACCAUCUAUUGGGAGGGCUUGGGUUGUGUUUGCCUUCACAGAUGGUCCUGGGAGUCAUUUCCAGUUAUGAAUAUUAUCAGAGCGGAAGCACUUGGUAGCGUAGUUUUGUUCCACACUUUUAUACCUCAUGUUCAUCAAUAGUUUGGAUACAUGCUAUUUUUGGACAAGAAUCCCCAGGAGGCUGGAGGAUUCUGGAAAUUGCAGUUCAAAAAAAGGAUUGUUUUUGCUGUAUUCGCUUUCUGCAAAAAGGGAUUCAAAUGCCAAAGUAAGAACACAGAGGCUACAGCUGAUAAUAGGAGCCAACACUUUCCCUUUGUACACACAUACGCUUAUCUGUCAGAAUCAGAAGGGUUUGAUGUGGUUGACCUCCUCCCUCAAUUGAAAUGAAACUACUGAAAAAGUUUGGUUCCAGCUUCAUUCUUUUCAGAGCAAACACGUUGGGACUCAAAGAGAGGAGAGCGACAUAUUUGUCUGUGUGUGUGUGUGUUAUUCAUGUGAAAAAUGUUGCCUUCCGGUCCUGCAAAGCUGUUUCCGUGGCUCAAUGCAGCACAUUUCCGAAAAUCGCAAGCCUACAAUCCUGACCUAAGCAAACAGUGUCAGGGUGGUUUUAAGUCCAAAAACGGUCCCAUUUGUUCUAGUUGUGGGACUGAGCGCUCUAUCGAGUAUUUUGGAGAUGAGGGGAAUUUUCCGGACUCUCCAAGUUAUGACCUAGAAGAUGAUACAUAAACACAUCAUCCACUGACAAGAGUUUUCCGAACUGCCACCUUGGAUGAAGCUAGAUUUUUUUGGAGCAACUGAGGAUGGCGAAAGCGACAAAUGGGAGAAGAUAGAAGAGAGUUGCUUCUAGCCAUUUUGAGGCUCCUUUGAGGAGAGAAAGAGCCAGAGGGAUGCCUUGGGUGUUUUGAUGCCUGUCAUGUCCAGUUGGAAGCAUCUUGUCAUAGGCUUUGUUCUUGGUGCAGUCACAAUCAACAUCUACAUUCCAUUCAGAAAGAGCUGUGAGUCUGUGUCCCAGAUGGAAGGGACCACAAGGCAAGCAGCAAGUGAGCCGCUAACUGCAGACACACUUAAGUGCUCCCAAAGCUUAAAGACCAAACCAGUCCCUGUUUCAGAUGGCAGCAGUAGAUGUCUUCCCCUAGAAGAUGGACUCUCAGACCAGAUCAGAAUGGGCUGGAUAAAAAAGAGGAAAGAAACCAAAGAAAUCCUGGCCAAGCUGGACCACUUGAUGCCCCAUGUUACUUUUAGUGAUAUCAACAAGACCACCAGUGCCAAGAACAGCAAGGUCACCAUCUUGAACCCAAAAGACUCUUACUGCGUUGGAGACCACUUGAUGGUGCAACUGGAUUUGUACGAUCACUCAGGAAAUAGGAAGAACUAUGGAGGAGACUUCUUGAGAGCAAGGAUCUAUUCCUCGAGCCUCAAGGCCGGAGCAUCUGGGAAUAUCAAAGACUUUGGGAACGGGACCUACCUGGUCAAUUUCACCUUAUUUUGGGAAGGAGACGUCAGAGUCUCCAUCUUGCUCAUCCAUCCCAGUGAAGGUGUUUCCGCGCUCUGGGCAGCAAGAAAGAAAGGCUAUGACAAAAUUGCUUUCACAGGUAAGUUUUUGAAUGGAACUUCUGAAUCCACCGCUGAAUGUGGAUUUAACAUGACCAGAAAUGCAGAACUGUGCGAGUUUCUCGAUGAGCGGGACCAAGAAGCCUUCUACUGCCUCAAACCAAAGCAUAUUCCGUGUGGAGCUUUAGUUCAAUUGAAAUCCUACAACAAACCCAUCUCCUAUCUCACGGACUUGGAGCGGAGUCUUUUAGAGAGGUCCAACAUUGGAGUUGAGAUCCCUCAUAGAUUUGAGGAAAUCCAUGUGCUACAAUGUGGAGGGAACCAGACCAAGGCAAGUGAGAAAUGUAAGUUUGGGAUGAGCCCCCAGUUUCCCAGUGGCUUCCUGUGGCAAAACCAGUGGUAUCCUCUCUUUUGCAACAUGUCCCCUUUCAACACUUUGGAGCAGAUCCAGACGUGCUUGAAAGGCAAGCUGGUCUAUUUCAUGGGAGACUCAACUGUGCGCCAAUGGAUGGAGAGCCUCAAGACAAGAUUGACCAGCCUUGUCUAUCUUAACAUCCAUAAUAGUGGGAAGCCACAGAAAUUCAUUGCUGUCGAUACUGCCAAGGACAUUCAGAUCCAGUGGAAAAAACACGGGCACCCUUUCAUCGGAAGCCACGAGUACUCCAUCAAGGACCACUCCUAUAUCGCUCGGGAUAUGGACACCAUCUCUGGGGACAAAGACACGGCUGUUGUUAUUUCCCUGGGCCAGCACUUCCGCCCCUUCCCCGUUGAGUUCUUCAUCCAAAGAGCCAUCAACGUCCGCCAAGCCGUCCAGCGCUUACUCCUGAGGAGCCCAAGCACCAGGGUCCUCAUCAAGGGAGAGAACACCCGGGAGAUGGACACCGACCAGGAGAGAUUUAGCGACUUCCAUGGCUACGUCCAAAACCUUGCCACAAAAGAACUUUUCCAAGAUCUCAAUGUGGGUUUCAUUGACGCAUGGGACAUGACAGUUGCGUGCAACACUCAGAAAGUUCACCCUCCGGAUUUCGUGGUUUGGAGUGCGGCCCUUCCCUUUGCCUCGGGACAAACGCCAGCUGCAACGGGGAAAAAAGCCGAGAGGGAAAUACAGUCCUGAAUGACUACAUGCCAUUUUUUGCAUACCUCUCCCUGGUCAUUGGUGGACUUUGAGAGGGAGGGAAAGCAUCGAAGAAAGAAGAGCAGAAGUAAAGGAGGAGUAAAAAGAAGACGCUUCGUCUGUCCAUAAUAGAUUGCGGCAAGUUUAGUUUCUACUGGAAAGAGCUUGGUUUCGAUUCCAUUAUGUUUUAAGUUCUUGGCAGCGGGUUGGACUACAUGGCCCAUGAGGUCUCUUCCAUCUCUAGGAUUCUGCGAUUCUAAGUCUUUAACUUGUGUUUUUAGAAACCGAACUUUGCUUUCAUUGUGUUUUAACUUUCUUCGGUUUUGAUUUGUUAGUUAGAUGGCAUUUUCAUGAAUCCUCCUGAAAUCCCACCAGAAGAAACCUGGCAUUUUACUAAAUCCUUCCAGGUCAUUUUUUUUUUUGGAUGAACUUCCAAACUUAAUGGGACUUGCUUCUGAAUAAUUGAGAGAUUCUCUAUGUCCUUUCCGAGGCUUAAUUCUUUCGGCUUCAGCCCCUGCCAUGAAAUUGCCAUCGCUCCUGGCACUUCUGCUUGUCAUGGUUGUCAUCCUCAGCUACGCCUUCCAUCGGAUCCGGAUCAAGGUAAGUGGACGAAUCCAAUGUAAUGUCAACAUUUAAUGUGGAAGCUGGACAGUGAAGAGAGCUAGCGAGAUGAGAAUCCAUUUGCAAUGUCGUUCUGGAGGUGGGAAGUUCUACCUCUACUUCGGUCUACCAAAAAAAUUGCAAAUGAAGAGACCUGGGAGCAAGUCAAAAGGGUUAAAGUGAGGAUAUUUGGACACAUCAUUGAAGAACAUGACUCCAUGAAAGGACAAUAAAGGGUAAGGCAGCAGGAAAACAAGGAGGUCAUGUUAUGGAUGGGUUGACUCCUGCUUUAGAACUAUAUUUUUGCACUUUAGUUCAAGUCGACCCUCCAUGCCAGGGGUCCUCAAACUUUUUAAGCAGAGGGCCGGUCCACAAUCCUUCAGACUGUUGAGGGGCCGAAUUAUCAUUUGGGGAAAAAAACCGAACCAAUUCCUAUGCACACUGCACAUAUCUUAUAUGUAGUACAAAGCAACAACAAUAACAAUGAAAAAACAAUACAAUAUUUAAAAAUGAAAAUAAUUUUAACCAACAUAAACCUAUGAGGAUUUCAAUAGGAAGUGUGGGCCUGCUUCUGGCAAAUGAGAUAGUCAGGUUAAUUAGGAUUGUUGUUGUUGUUGUGUGUCUUCAAGUCGUUUCAGACUUUGGGCGAGCCUAAGUCCAAAAUUACUUAUUUAUUCAUUUACUACAUUUAUUUACUACAUUUAUAUCCCACCCUUCUCACCCCGAAGGGAACUCAGAGCAGCUGUAUGUACAUACAAUAUAUUAUAUUAUUAGCAUAGCACAAUAUUGGCUUUAUACUAUAUUGAACUAUACCACUAUACUGUAAUAUUAUAUGUAAUAUAUAACAUAUAAUUAAUAUUAUUAUAUGAUAUUAUUGUUAGUAUUGUAUUGUAUAAAAUGAUAAUAUUAUUAUCAGUAUUAUAUGUAUAUACAAUAUAUUAUAUUAUUAAAACGGAUAUAAAAAUAUUAUAUUAUAAAUGAGGGCGAGGGCCAGGUAAAUUACCUUGGAGGGCCGCAUCUGGCCCCCGGGCCUUAGUUUGGGGACCCCUGCUCCAUGCUAUUUCCUCCACCAACCUGGUUGAUCCAUUAUUCUAUUUUAUUUUAAUUUGAUGUACCCAAAAACUGGCAAAGUAGUGUAAAAGACCAAUGCUGGAAAUGUGAAAAACAUGUAGGCACAUUCUUCCACAUGUGGUGGGGAUGUAAAACAGCAAAGGAGUAUUGGGGAAAAAAAUUCAUGAAAUCAUCAAAAUAAACAUUCAAUUGAGACCGGAGUACUUUUUAUUAGGAAUGAUUGACAUGAAUCUUAACAAGACUCAAGAGAGUCUAUUUAACUAUUUUGUAACAGCAGCCGGAAUAGUACAGUAGAGUCUCACUUAUCCAACACUCACUUAUCCAACGUUCUGGAUUAUCCAACGCAUUUUUGUAGUCAAUGUUUUCAAUAUAUCAUGAUAUUUUGGUGCUAAAUUCGUAAAUACAGUAAUUACUACAUAGCAUUACUGCGUAUUGAACUACUUUUUCUGUAAAAUUUGUUGUAUUACAUGAUGUUCUGGUGCUUAAUUUGUAAAAUCAUAACUUAAUUUGAUGUUUAAUAGGCUUCUCCUUAAUCUCUCCUUAUUAUCCAACAUAUUCGCUUAUCCAACAUUCUGUCGGCCCGUUUACAUUGGAUAAGUGAGACUCUACUGUAUAUGCAAAGAAGUGGAUUGGAUACAGGUGGGCACAUAUAUACAUAUGUGGUGGCAAUGUAAAUAUGUAAAUGAAUUUUGCGGGAAGGUAUUUAGAGAAAUAGAAGCUAUAAUGGAUAUGAAGAUAGGAAGAUUUGUUGUCAUUAUAUAAUGUUAAGAAUUUGG
Molecule: messenger RNA, 5337 nt
Organism: Anolis carolinensis (green anole)
Lineage: Eukaryota; Metazoa; Chordata; Lepidosauria; Squamata; Anolidae
Product: NXPE family member 4
Exons: 8
Coding region: 1130-2890 (586 amino acids)
Source: RefSeq, a predicted model, not a curated record